GCACGCGACGCUCUCCUUCUAACCUACAGUGCGGCCAUGGAUGUCGAGGAGCAACCUUCGCCCAACCCCACUAACGUUAAAUGCUUCGGCCUCAAAAAUUCGAUUCAAACUAACUUCGGUGAUGACUAUGUUUUCCAAAUUGUCCCAAAGGAUGAUUGGAGUGCAAUGGCGGUGUCACUGUCAACGAACGCGGUGAAACUGUAUUCGCCUGUGGCGGGUCAAUAUUAUGGAGAGUGCAAGGGUCACUCUGCAACCAUCAAUCAGAUUUCUUUUUCGGGUCCUUCAAAUCCCCAUGUUUUGUGUUCGUGUUCUUCUGAUGGCACUAUUAGAGCUUGGGACACACGGACAUUUCAGCAGGUUUCUUCCAUCAUUGCUGGUUCUUCUCAGGAGGUUUUCAGCUUCUGUCUUGGAGGGACUAGUGGAAAUUUAGUUGCCGCCGGGUGUAAAUCGCAGAUACUGUUCUGGGAUUGGAGAAAUAUGAAGCAAAUUGCAUGCCUGGAGGACUCUCAUGUUGAUGAUGUCACUCAGGUUCAUUUUGUCCCUAAUGACCAAGGCAAGCUUAUUUCUGCUUCAGAAGAUGGGUUGAUCUGUACAUUUGAUACUGCCGGAGAUAUCAAUGAUGAUGAUCAUCUAGAAUCAGUGAUUAAUAUGGGGACUUCAAUUGCAAAGGUGGGGAUUUUUGGAGAGAAUUACCAGAAGCUUUGGUGUUUAACACAUAUUGAAACCCUGGGUAUCUGGAACUGGAAAGAUGGUAGAAAUGAAGGAAACUUCUCAGAUGCUCGUACUUUAGCUUCAGAAAGUUGGAAUUUGGAUCACGUUGACUAUUUCAUUGAUUGUCAAUACUCCAGAGAAGCUGAUAAACUAUGGGUGAUUGGUGGCACUAAUGCUGGUACUAUGGGCUACUUCCCUGUAAAUUACGAAGGAGUGGCAACAAUUGGAGCUGCAGAAGCAAUUCUUGAAGGUGGCCAUACAAGUGUUAUUAGGAGUAUUUUACCCAUGUCAAAAUUUCAUAGUGGGCCAACUAAUAGUCCUAGCCAAGGCAUUUUUGGAUGGACGGGUGGGGAAGAUGGUCGGUUAUGUUGUUGGCUCUCUGAUGAUUCCUCUGAAUCAAAUCAAUCUUGGAUUUCAAGCACAUUGGUUAUGAAGCCAGAAAGAACUCGCAAGAAAAAUCGUCAUCACCCCUAUUAGCAAAUAGCAUGCAGAGCCAUUAACUUCAUUAGUUCAAUGACGAAGGAGCUUUUUUUUUGUUUUAUUUGCCAAUAGUUUAAUUUUUCACCACAACAUGGGUCGAGGUGUUGGAUUUUGAUAAACAUUAUUUGUUUGUAGUCAGAUAUGUCCUCACCACUUGUAAUAUUUGUACGUGGCCAUUUUUAUAUAGCUCUUUUUUGUUUUUACUAAAAUAUACAGAACACUUGAUUUGUUUUGUAAUAUUGUAUCUGUGUGUAGUGUCGUUUUUA
This is a messenger RNA of Cajanus cajan (pigeon pea), 1457 nucleotides long. Its product is annotated as Transducin/WD40 repeat-like superfamily protein. The record is from RefSeq and is a predicted model, not a curated record. Gene Ontology annotation, molecular function: protein binding. NCBI's taxonomy places the organism in Eukaryota, Viridiplantae, Streptophyta, Magnoliopsida, Fabales, Fabaceae.